AUGGACGUGGGUGCUGAGUCUGGGGGUGCUGAGUCUGGGGGUGCUGAGCCUGGGAGUGCCACACCUGGAGGAGCUCUCUCCUCCGAGCAGCUGCGUGAGUGGUACUUACAGUACGGCAGCCUCAGGAGAGGUGCUUCUGGCGCUCGGAGCGCUGCUGGAGCUGGUGCUAGUGCUUCCCCUCCUAGGCGGGCGCUGCCCUCUCCCCUACAGCUCCGCGAGUGGUACGCUCGGCACUGCAGUCUCCGGAGUGGCGCUCCUCGCGUCGCGGACCCCGGUGCUGCUGCUGGAGCUACUGGGGGUGCUGCUGGUCCUGGUGCUGCUGGUGCUGGUGCUGCUGGAGCUGCUGGAGGUACUGCUGGUGCUGCUGGAGCUGCUGGAGGUGUUGCUGCUGCUGGUGCUGCUGGAGCUGCUGGAGGUGUUGCUGGUGCUGGUGCUGCUGGAGCUGCAGGAGGUGCUGCUGCUGCUGGCGGUACUGCUGGCGCUGCUGGAGGUGCUGCUGGUACUGGUGUUGCUGGUGCUGGUGCUGCUGGAGGUGCUGCUGCUGCUGCAGCUGCUGGAGGUGCUGGUGCUGCUGGUGGUGCUGCUGGUGCUGGAGCUGCUGGAGCCGCCGGUCUUGGAGGUGCUCGUACUGGAGGUACUGGAGCUGCUGGGACUGGAGCUGCUGCGGGGGUUGGCGCUGGAGGUGCUGAGCGGCCGCGGCCGUACUACGUUCCGCUCCUUCAGCAGGUUCUUGGUCUCCCGCCCUCUCCUGGUCCUACUCCUCCUCCCCUACUGAGUCCACCACCUGUCCCGUCGCAGUCACAGUUACAGCCUGCCUCUCCACUGCCUGGUCCUUCUCCUUACACUGCACCGACAGACCUUACUCGUGCUGCCAGUCCUACUGUCGCGCGUCUCCUUGCCACUGUUGUCACUGACCCUACCUUUGUGUCCUCUGCUGCGUCUGCUCUAGUCGCUGAGCUUGUUGACUUUGCUGCCGCCUGUCGUCUAGACUACGCCGCUAGCCUUGUCGCUGAGUCUGAGUCUGUCUGUCCUCCGUCCGUCGGGGGUGAGUGUGCUCUUGGCACGGACGUCCUUGAGGACAGACAGGAGGAGUUUGAGUGCUUUGCGGCUGCUUUACCUCAUCUCGUGUCCAUGCUGAUUGCCCCUGAGGGAGACCCGGAUGCACCAGACAUCCCGACCCCACGCUCCUACGCAGAGGCGAUGGAGGGUGAGUACUCCUCUCAGUGGCAGACAGCCAUGGACGCAGAGAUGGCUUCUUGGAAGUCCACAGGCACCUACGUCGACGAGGUUCCCCCACCUGGGGCAAACAUUGUCAGUGGCAUGUGGAUUUUCAGGGUGAAGCGGCCGCCGGGUUCUCCGCCUGCCUUCAAGGCGCGUUACGUUGCACGAGGCUUCAGUCAGCGAGAGGGAGUUGACUUCUUCCAGACCUUCUCCCCGACCCCGAAGAUGACCACUCUUCGGGUUCUGCUGCACGUCGCCGCUCAGCGUGACUACGAGCUCCACUGCCUUGACUUCAGCACUGCGUUCCUACAGGGCACCCUGCACGAGGAGAUCUGGCUGCGCCGCCCACCUGACUUCACUGGGACGACUACUCUUGCUGCUCUUGGGUUUGCUCCUUCUACUGCUGACCCGUCGCUGUUUCUACGCACCGACACCACUCUGCCGCCGUUCUACGUUCUCGUGUACGUAGACGACUUGGUCUUUGCUACUGCUGACACUGAGGCACUCGCCCACGUGAAGUCGGAGCUGCAGAAGAGAUACACGUGCACAGACCUGGGUGAGCUGACAAGCUAUCUUGGCUUGCGGAUCACCCGGGACAGAGCACAGCGCACCAUCACCUUGACUCAGUCACACAUGGUGCAGCAGGUCCUUCAGCGCUUCCGCUUCACGUACUCCUCGCCUCAGCCCACUCCUCUGCCUACCGGUCACUCGCUCUCAGCUCUGCCUUCGGAUGAGUCCGUAGAGCCGAGUGGCCUGUAUCCAGAGCUUGUGGGCUGCCUCAUGUACCUGAUGACCUGCACUCGACCUGACCUAGCCUACCCUCUUAGCAUCCUAGCACGCUAUGUCGCUCCUGGCCGUCACCGGAAGGAGCACAUGGAUGCCGCUAAGAGGGUGUUGCGCUACUUGUGCAGUACGUCGGGCAUGGGGCUUGUGCUUGGAGGACGGCGCGACGUUGUCCUCACUGGACACUCAGACGCUUCUUGGCCUGACGACCAGGUUACGCAGCGGUCGUCUCAGGGUUACACCUUCAGCCUUGGCUCUAGCUCUGUUUCCUGGCGUUCUACACGCUCUUCCUCUGUUCUCAGCUCCAGUUGUGAGGCUGAGAUCUACGCCACAGCCAUGGCUGCCCAGGAGCUACGCUGGCUCACCUACCUGCUGACCGACCUCGGAGAGUGGCCUAGUUCUCCUCCAGUGUUGUACGUCGACAACAAGGCAGCCAUUGCCUUGUGUCAGGAGCACAGACUGGAGCACAGAACGAAGCACAUCGCUCUGCGCUACUUCCUUGCUCGAGAGCUGCAGCAGCGUGGUCAGCUUCGUCUGCGUUACGUGGCCACUCGGGCCAACACUGCUGAUGUGUUCACCAAGGCGCUUCAGCCUUGUGACCAUCAGCGUUUCUGUACUGUUCUAGGCCUUGUGCCUACUCUCCCUCACUUGCUUACUUCUUGA
This is a messenger RNA of Closterium sp. Naga37s-1, 2667 nucleotides long. The record is from the annotation of a GenBank genome assembly. NCBI's taxonomy places the organism in Eukaryota, Viridiplantae, Streptophyta, Zygnematophyceae, Desmidiales, Closteriaceae.